Molecule: messenger RNA, 1038 nt
Organism: Metarhizium brunneum ARSEF 3297
Lineage: Eukaryota; Fungi; Ascomycota; Sordariomycetes; Hypocreales; Clavicipitaceae
Gene: fsr4
Product: Trans-enoyl reductase fsr4
Molecular function (GO): oxidoreductase activity, acting on NAD(P)H; protein dimerization activity
Source: RefSeq, a predicted model, not a curated record
AUGAAGCAAGCUAUCGUGGACAAAGCUGUUACUGUCGCAAUCUGCGAUGUCGACAUUCCUGUCGCCAAGCCUGGCCAAGUUGUGAUUCAGGUUGUGGUGUCUGGUACCAAUCCCAAGGAUUGGAAAAUGCCCGCUUGGAUGCCAGAUGCUCCUGCUGCAAACCAGGGCGAUGAUAUUGCCGGCUAUGUUGAGGCUGUGGGAGGAGGAGUCUUGAACUUCAAAAAGGGCGACCGAGUGGCUGCUUUUCACGAAAUGAUGACGCUUGGUGGAAGUUACGCCCAGUAUGCCGUCGCAUGGGAGCACACGACCUUCCAUCUCCCGGAGGAUACCAGCUUCGAAGAGGCCGCCACGAUCCCACUAGCUGCCACGACAUCUGCCCUUGGUCUGUAUCAGCAGCUAAGCCUUCCACUUCCUUGGAAUCCCGCGCCAGAACCACUGCCUCUGGUAGUGUAUGGCGGUGCAUCCGCUGUCGGCGCUUUUGCGAUCAAACUAGCACGCCUCUCGAAUAUCCAUCCUAUCAUCGCUGUAGCCGGCAAGGGCACACCGUUCGUUGAAACACUGAUCGAUCGUUCCAAGGGCGACACCAUCAUCGACUACCGCAAAGGCGACGAAGCUGUGCGCAAGGCCGUCAGAGAUGCCGCCCGCGGCCUGCCAAUCCACCACGCUUUUGACGCCGUAUCAGAGAAGGGGAGCUACCAGAAUCUCGGCGCGGCGCUAACCGCACCAGCUACAAUUACAGUUGUUCUGCCGGGUCAAGAGUACAACAAGGUUCCAGAGGGGGUUAAGAUUGUCGCAACCACCGUAGCAUCAGUUCACAAACCUGCAGAUAAAGGGAAAAUGGUUAGUGAGGUCGAGUUUGGCGCUGCAUUCUUCGCCUUGUUUGGGAGAGGCCUGGCGGGGGGUUGGUUCACGGGGCAUCCUCAUGAAGUUCGCCCGGGUGGGUUGGCUGGGCUUGAGGGAGCGUUGAAAGACUUGCAGGCUGGCAAAGCUUCGGCUGUGAAGUACGUUGUCCGCAUCGCCGAGACACCAGGACUGUAG